AUGGCAUCUACUACCCAGCCGGCACCAAAGGCGAUCGCAUGGUACUACCACACCGUCGACCCUAAUUAUGGAUCGCCGCAGGAAGGUAGCAACCACGUCUUCGUCCCAUCGCAAUCGACGACCAGCGGCAACAACCAAUUCCCCCUCGAUUUUCUCCCCGGCGGUACUGACGGUGGCUGGGAGAUCGCAGAUAGCCGCGGCAGCCUCCUCCUCCUCCUCUACCGCGGCGUCAAGUUCCCCAACAUCUUCAACGCCAAAGCUGCCGCAAAACCAGGACUCGUCGUUUGCGAGCCGAUGACACGGCAAUACAAGGAAGUCCCCUGCCGGCCGGAAGAUCUGAAAGGCCGCCACAGGUGCCUCGGCCUGUUCCUGCUCGAUGGCGACAAAACCAGACGGUUUUUCGUCGGCGGCGGCGGCGGCAUUAACUUGUCCAACUUUAAAAUCAUGGCGGCCCUGCUCCGGCCGCACUCCUACAGUUCCAGCCGUGGCGUGCCAGUGGCCUGCAUGUUCUCCACGGAGAGCAAGGUGAAGGCCGCGUGGAGUAGCAGUGUCUUCUCCGUAUUCUCUGUGGGGAGCGAGGUGACGAAGGGCGCCUGGAGGAGCAGCGUCUUCUCCGUCGGAAGCGACUGGCACGUCGUGAAGAGGGCCUGGGGCAACGAGGAGAUCCACGUUCCCAGCACGGUCGAGUCCUUCUACUUCGCCGGCCGCGCGUGUGGCUCCCUCUACUGGGGCAUCGAAGGCACCGGCGCCGCGGCGCUCGUUCUCGACGAGGCCACCGCGGGGUUCUCGAUGGUCACGCUGCCGGAGGCCACACUCGGAUCGCACGGAAGAUGCAGCUUCCGGGUCAUCGGCGGAGGACAGGAGGACGGCGUGCUGCGCGUCGUCCGCGUGAUUGACAACGACCUCAAGGUCUUCGCUCGGAUCCAUGGCAGUGACGACAAGUGGGUGGUGGAGCGUCUUGUGCGGCUGCGGGAGGCCACCCGCGGGCUGCCUGGCCGCGAGGACGGCUAUUUCCAGGAGGAGGCAGUUAUUGUGGACGCGCACCACACGCACGUCCUCUUGACACCACGGGAGAAUACGUGGCUCUUCUCCGUCGUGCUCCAGACUAUGGAGGUCGACCGCGGGCAUGACAGGAACAAGUACGCAGGGCCGGCGUAUCCAUGGGAGCUGCCACCGCCAGUGCAAAAGCUGCGGUCACCGAUCUCCCGACUCUUCUCUUGCAUUGAGAGCUAG
This is a messenger RNA of Miscanthus lutarioriparius, 1233 nucleotides long. The record is from the annotation of a GenBank genome assembly. Lineage: Eukaryota; Viridiplantae; Streptophyta; Magnoliopsida; Poales; Poaceae.